CCUCCCUCCUCCCAACUUCACUCUUCUCUUCAAUCCCUUUUUCUCUUGAUUUUCUUUUCCCCCAAACAGACCUAUCAUUCCCCGGAAUCCCCAAUCCACAAUUCCAAAAUGAUCCUCCGCCUCUGUUACAGAACCCGUCGCUACUGCCACUACCUCUUCCCUCAUCACCGUCGUCGCCAUAAUCACGGCCCUUCAUUUUCCUCUUCCGCUUCCGGAAACCCCAACGAACCCCUCAACAAUCUCCAAAAUUCCAAUCAAGUCACACAGCCACUGCCAAUCCUCCACCGCCGCUUAAACCCUCUCUCUCCUCUCCCCAACGCCUCAACUCUCCCUCGCACCGCCGCCAUUGCCCUCUCCGCCACAUUUGCCUCCGCCCUGAUCGCCUCGUACGUCCUCGUCGCCACCGACUCCGACGACAAGCCGUACAACCCUCUCUACGACAGCGUCCGACACGCCGUCCUCAAAUCCACCGAGUCCUUCAGAAGACUUCUCCAUCACGCCAAACAGACGGGCGUCGCCGCCUCCGUCCUCUGGCACUCUCUCAGCUCCGUCUUGUCCUCUGCCAACCACGAGGUCCGCUCUGGCUUCGAGCUUCGUGUUGCAGCUCUCCUUGCGGACAUCGCCGCUGCCAAUGCCAGCCGCAGGGCCGCCAUUGUUGGGGCUGGAGGUGGCGCCGUUGUUGAUUGGCUGCUCGAGUCGGUGGCGGUCCCUAGAGAUGGGUAUGGGACCCAGGUCGAGUCGGCCAGGGCUCUCGCCUUCUUGAUCGCCGAUCCUAAUGUGUCCCCAGCCGUGCUCGGCAGGCCUGGCGCUGUUCCUAAUCUCUUGAGGUUCAUUUUCUCGUGCCAGCCUCAGCCGUCUAAAAAGCGUUCAAGACAUAGUUCACUCGAUGUUUCUGAAAAUUUGAAAGGCAGGAGCAUGCUUGUAGCUGCCAUUAUGGAUAUCGUCACAUCCAACUGUGAUAGUAUAGAAAAGGUGUCUUUUAAGCCAUCCCUGUCAGGGAAUGCUGAAACACGGGAUAUAGCAGCUGCCAUUGAAGUUAUUGAAGACGGUGGCAUGCGUUUGGAUGAGUCACAUGAAAAUGAAGAUGAUGAAGACGGUGACAGUGGAAUAAAGGGGAUUGGUAUUAAGGUUCUUGGGGGUACAUCAGUUUUAGGCCUAUCAAGAACACAUCCCGUUGUGAAGCUGGGGAGUUCUGAUACUAGUGAUUUGGGAUUAACAAGGCUUACUACACAAAGUCUUGUCCUGCAAAAUAAGCAUGACAGUUCACUAGCACAAAGCAAUUUGUCUUCUGCUGUUGUUCCUGGGCUCUGGGAUGAUUUGAAUUGUCAACAUGUUGCUGUUCCUUUUGCUGCAUGGGCAUUGGCUAACUGGGCGAUGGCAUCAGAUGUGAAUAGAUCACGCAUACAGGAAUUGGAUGCAGAUGGGCAAGCUGUCAUGACUGCUUUAAUGGCGCCUGAGAGAUCAGUAAAAUGGCAUGGGAGUUUGGUGGCUCGCUUGCUAUUAGAGGAUCAGAAUAUACCUUUGAGUGAUUCUGUUUCUGAUUGGAGUUCCAGUCUUCUUUCUACUGCAUCUCAGGCAACUAAAAAUGAAGACAUUCCUUUGGCUCGGGUGGCUUUGUCAGCAUUCUUGGUUUCUGUUGAGAAAAGCCCGGGAGCACAAAAGAUAGUUAUGGAAAAGGGUCUUCAUCCAUUGAGAGACACUGCUAAGCGAACUAUGAAGCAUAAUCAUGUGCAAGAAACAUUAGCAAAAGCAUUGGAAUUGCUUUGUACUGGGGACUUGAAUUUACCUCUUGAAGAGGGUCACAGGUGGUCUGCUGUAUUGCUACCUUGGGUUUUUGGAAAAUCUUCCUCUGACGCUAUACGUUUGUCAGCUAUAAGAAUCCUUUCUCGCAUUCUCGAAGACAAUGGACCAUAUUCUGUACCAAUUUCUCAAGGAUGGUUAGCUAUUCUGCUUACAGAAAUUAUGGCUUCCAAAAAGGCAUCAUCAACUAAAGGAACCACUCAGCCUAGUUCUGUCAAAGUGAAGACUCAAAUUGAUCAGGCGAACAUGCUUUCCGCUGCGCAGAGUACUAACCAGUUAGUGGCAGCUGUUGUUAAUCUAGCAGGAAAUGCGCUUGGAACAACCACCAAUUCUGUUGAUACAUUUCCACUGGCAGAUCUUCUUUCCACGGAACCUUUUUCUGGGACAUUUAAAACUCUAAAGAAAGAUAGUGUGCCUAAGGUUAAUGUGGCAGAUUCUGCAAUGGCAACCCUGAAGGGAAUCAAAGCACUGACUGAAGUUUGUGCUGAUGAUUCUUUAUAUCAGGAGAAAAUAACAGAUUUUGGGGUUUUAUGUUUGUUGAGACGGUUUUUGUUACGUGAUGAUUAUGAGAAACUUGCUGCCAUAGAAGUGUAUGAUGCUUCUAAGACGCUUGAGGCACAAGAGCGACCCUCAAAUGUACCUGGAGAAUCAUCUAUUUCAGAAAGUAAUGAUCCAUCUAGUGUCCGGGUUCCACCUACAGCUCACAUCCGCAGGCAUGCAGCAAGGUUGUUAACUAUCCUCUCUCAACUUCCGAAAGUCCAGAAAAUCAUCAUAGCAGAUGAAACUUGGUGUAAAUGGCUUGAGGAUUGUGCUAACGGUGGGAUCUCAGGUUGCAGUGAUCUCAAAACACAAAGUUAUGCUAGAGCAACACUUAUAAAUUUAUUUUGCGGUCGCCAAAUUAAUAGAGAUUCUGCAAAUGAUGACAUUCCUGAUUCUGGUAUUGCAAAUGGAAACAAAAAUUGUCCCCGGUAUGAUGACAUGAUAUUUUUAAUUAAUCCUGAACUACCCCAUUGGACUUGUCCUGAAAAUAACGAUCAACACACUGUUCAAAUGGAUGCAUCCUCUUCGGAUGAAGCUAGUUCUCUUGACGGUGAGGAUAGGUCUGUCCCCAGAUUUUCAAAUGAUGUUAACAUAUCCAGUUCUGUGGAUGCAUCUCACAGUGGCGCAGGCACAAGGGAACCUCCUCUUCUGGAUGUCGUUUUUGUCCAUGGUCUCCGUGGAGGGCCAUAUAAGACUUGGCGCAUCUCCGAGGAUAAGUCAUCCACUAAAUCUGGCUUAGUAGAGAAGAUUGAUCAGGAAGCAGGAAAGCUUGGAACAUUCUGGCCAGGUGAAUGGCUUUCAGCUGACUUCCCUCAAGCGCGUAUGUUUAGCCUUAAGUACAAGACAAAUCUAACACAAUGGUCUGGCGCUAGCCUGCCUCUUCAGGAAGUUAGCUCAAUGCUGUUAGAGAAGCUUGUUUCUGCAGGUAUUGGGAAUCGCCCUGUUGUUUUCGUGACUCACAGCAUGGGAGGUCUGGUUGUUAAGCAGAUGCUGCACAAAGCAAAAUCAGAUAAUCUCGAUAACCUUGUGAAAAACACCAAAGGAGUUGUUUUCUAUAGCUGUCCACAUUUUGGAAGCAAACUUGCAGACAUGCCUUGGAGGAUGGGACUGGUGUUUCGUCCAGCACCAACUAUAGGAGAGCUAAGAAGUGGGUCUCCAAGAUUAGUAGAGCUUAAUGACUUUAUCCGCCACCUUCACAAGAAGGGGCUGCUUGAUGUCCUCAGUUUCUGUGAGACCAAGGUAACUCCAAUUGUUGAAGGUUAUGGAGGAUGGGCCUUCCGAAUGGAAAUUGUACCAAUUGAAUCAGCAUAUCCCGGAUUCGGUGAACUCGUUGUAUUAGACUCAACGGAUCAUAUAAACUCUUGCAAACCACUCAGCCGCACUGAUCCCUCAUAUACAGAGAUACUAGGGUUCUUGUGGAAGCUGAAAGCCAAAUACAAGAGACAAUAGUGUAAAGAAAGCAUGCCUCAGAAAUUGUGUUCAAGAAUCAUCCAAAUACCGAAACCAGACCUUGCCGGUGUUUUUUUGUAUGAAUGUGGGUCUGGUCAGGUGUCGCCACACCGAGUCGCACUGAGUCACAUCGAGUCACACCUUGGUGGAAACGGAACCAAAAGCAUAUUUUUGACAUGUGAGAGUUAGCCAGGCAUUCUGUAUAUCAGAAACUAUUCUAACCCGCUUUGAUCAAUUAGCGGAGUUGUUUAUGUACACUAGAAUUGUCAAUUGUCAUCCAACAGAAGCAGAUAGGGCGGAUUCUUUUGUACAUUAUCAUCCAGAAUCCCCACCCUCACAAGUUGUCAAUCUUUAACCAUUAUUCUUUGUGUACUCAUUUUACAUUGUUAAUAUACUUUGUAGAGUAGCUAGCUUCAUGACAAAGAUGUUGUAUCGUCAUGUAUGUACUCUCAAAUUGUUAUACUAGUGAACAAUUUUUAUUGUAAAUUACUCGAAGUUACUAUAA
Molecule: messenger RNA, 4294 nt
Organism: Prunus mume (Japanese apricot)
Lineage: Eukaryota; Viridiplantae; Streptophyta; Magnoliopsida; Rosales; Rosaceae
Product: alpha/beta-Hydrolases superfamily protein
Source: RefSeq, a predicted model, not a curated record